Penicillium subrubescens is the source of this 1348-nucleotide messenger RNA. It is a transcript of the gene rhbA, whose product is annotated as Rheb family small GTPase rhbA. The transcript has 4 exons. Gene Ontology annotation, molecular function: GTP binding; GDP binding; GTPase activity. Lineage: Eukaryota; Fungi; Ascomycota; Eurotiomycetes; Eurotiales; Aspergillaceae. Gene Ontology annotation, cellular component: plasma membrane. The coding region runs from base 76 to 819 and encodes 247 amino acids. The record is from RefSeq and is a predicted model, not a curated record. Gene Ontology annotation, biological process: small GTPase-mediated signal transduction.
CCAUGUGUACCUCGGGACACGGAGAUGGCGGGAGAUAUCUAAUCAUCUGUUUGCAGCGUUUGCAGUUGGAGCUCCAUGUUGCUUCAUGGAACUUUGCCACCCGCGACCGCAGUGACCACGCUUCUCCUUUCUCACGAAGCACUUCAUCUCCAAUUCUACUUAUCUGGCCAUCUCCAAUUGUGCAUUCUCAUCCUACUCAAUCUUUCUCCCACACACCCGUCUUGGUGCAGCACACUCCGCUGCCCUUCCCUCAAGAUGCCUGCCGCACCUAAGCAGAGAAAGAUCGCGAUCGUCGGCAGUCGCUCUGUGGGCAAAUCUUCUCUCACGGUUCGCUUUGUCGAACAACAUUUCGUGGAGAGCUACUACCCCACAAUCGAGAACACCUUCAGCCGGAUUAUCAAGCACAACGGCCAGGACUAUGCCACUGAGAUCGUGGACACCGCAGGACAGGACGAGUACAGUAUCUUGAAUUCAAAGCACUUCAUCGGCAUUCAUGGCUAUAUCAUUGUGUACUCAGUCACGUCACGCCAGUCAUUUGAGAUGGUCAGAGUCAUUCGAGAUAAGAUCUUGAAUCACCUGGGCGCCGACCAGGUACCAUUGGUCAUCGUGGGAAACAAGAGCGAUCUGAAGGGCGACCAACGACAGGUGACUCUCGAUGAGGGCCGGCAACUGGCUGAAGAGUUCAGCUGUGGCUUCACCGAGGCUAGUGCUUUCCUCGACUUCAAUGUUGCGAAAGCAUUUGACCUGAUUAUUGGAGAGAUUGAGAAGUCUCAAAACCCAUCACAACCCGCCGGGAACAACAAGUGCACGGUGAUGUAAUACCGCCAUUACACGACUGAUCCUCAUCUUUCCAUUCGUGAUGAUGGAAAAUAUGAGAGGGAAUUGCUUUGAUACACGUGCAGGUUCCGAAAUGAUUGAAAUGAGUCUGACUAUGCUGCCUUCUCCCAACCCAAUUCGCCCUUGAGGACGACGAGUCCCAUCUGACAUAUCUCUCGAGGUAUAGUCUGAGCUUUGGCAUGCUGCUUCUCAAUAUUCUCCUGCUGUCCUUUUCUCUUCUGCUGCAUGUUCAGGGCCCUUCCCUUGUAAAGUGGGAUCGACCUACUAGCAGACCCCUCGCACCCUCAAUCACUGCCGCUUUGUUUUCGGGACGGUCUAUUCAAGGUUGCUUCUCUGUGUCUUUUUGGAUUUUGUGGCAUGCUCAGGCUUGGUUGCAUGGAUCAUGGUUUCUUAUUCUUCUUUCUGGUUGUUUUUUACUGUCUUUCUUUACGUACUUAUGCGGGCUAGGGAAUCUGGAUUUGGGUACUCAGCGAGCAUAGAAUAAUCAAAUGGCCACGCAGGCCUUACCUGG